AUGUCAUGCAGUAACGCUUCAUCUGUAACUGAGCCUUCCACAACCAAGCAAGUGGCCAAGCACUUGUCCUCCACCAUACCAUUGAAGUACCAGGUGGUCGUUAAGAAGGUUGUGAAGCCCGACGCCAUCAAGAUAAACAAGUGGUACACGUGCGGGUUCCUUAUCCUUGGGGUUACCUGGGACACCCUGUCGUCCGCAUUGGCGAAGAAGGACAAGCUUAAGGGCGCAGUGAAGGACACAACCGACGUUGUUGACCUUAAGAAGUUGGGGAAGCGGUGGAUGGCGGCGCUCUUCCGGUCACUGACUGGAGACAGCCUCUCUAAGGUUCAGCAGGAAGACAAGGCUACGUACGACGCUGUCUAUGACGCCUUGAAGGCGAAGCUGCAGAACGCGAUGGCAAACCAUCAGUCAGAGAAGAAGAAGUCGGACUUCUUCAAGGCCAUCAGACUGACGACUGCAGACAAGGCUAAGCUCGAGACCGUGGCGACCAUGGACGCCGUCAGUGCGACCAAGCUCUUUAAGGAGUGGGUGACUGCCCAUGUCGAGGUCAGCACUCAGCCAGCAGGUCAGGAACGCAAGAAGAGCAACCACACGGCUGCAACUGAGGGCCAGGCCAACGUUAUGGAGACGCAGCAGGAGCCCCUCGGCCAGAAGAGCAGCCGCCAGGAUGGGGAUGAGGGAGAUGAUGGGGACUACAGCGGGGAGGACGAGGGCGAGGGCAGGGAAGACGAGGGCGAGUGCGCGGAGGAUGAGGGCGGGGAGGAUGAGGGUGGGGAGGACGAGGGAGGGGAGGAUGAGGGAGGGGAGGACGAGGGAGGGGAGGAUGAGGGAGGGGAGGAUGACGAGGGGACGGGGGGCAAAGUCCUGCUCGAGGAGUACGGCAGAAGCAAGAGCCAGAAGGUCCACAGCAAGUCCGUGCCUCAACCAACUGGGCGCCGCAAGGUCCUGGUGACCGGAAAACAUGACAAAGGUAAAUUGUAG
Molecule: messenger RNA, 981 nt
Organism: Volvox carteri f. nagariensis
Lineage: Eukaryota; Viridiplantae; Chlorophyta; Chlorophyceae; Chlamydomonadales; Volvocaceae
Exons: 5
Coding region: 1-981 (326 amino acids)
Source: RefSeq, a predicted model, not a curated record